UCUGAAUUCAUGGAGACUGAAGAGCUGAACCUGGACCUGGCACUACGCCAGUCCUCUCCGACAGUUUCUGCCAUGGCAGAGUACUUAAACGAACCAGAGAGAGUAUUUACUUGCAACUACUGCGAUAGAACUUUCUACAGCUCACAGGCGCUCGGUGGCCAUCAAAAUGCGCACAAGGUUGAGCGAAGUCUUGCCAAGCGAAGCAGGGAGCUGGCCGCCGCUCUCAGACAACACGGCGGUGGCGAAGGGAAGAAUCCGGUGGCCCCGGCGAGGUAUGGAACAAUUGUGGGAGGGGAGAUGGUUUGGGCUGGGGCUUAUAGGAGGAAAGAGGAUGAAGAGGUGGAUCUGUCUCUAAGGCUAUGAUGAUUUUUUUUUUUUUUAACCUUUUUUUUUGGAUUUAUGAUUUUCAUUUCUUCUCUUCCUUCUGUAAUAAUAGUAAGUAUUUUUUUUUUAAAUUAACAUUUGUUGUUAUGUA
Molecule: messenger RNA, 475 nt
Organism: Dendrobium catenatum
Lineage: Eukaryota; Viridiplantae; Streptophyta; Magnoliopsida; Asparagales; Orchidaceae
Product: zinc finger protein 2
Exons: 1
Coding region: 10-363 (117 amino acids)
Biological process (GO): negative regulation of abscisic acid-activated signaling pathway
Source: RefSeq, a predicted model, not a curated record